Messenger RNA from Cucumis melo (muskmelon), 339 nucleotides. RefSeq names its product rapid alkalinization factor. The coding region runs from base 1 to 339 and encodes 112 amino acids. The record is from RefSeq and is a predicted model, not a curated record. The transcript has a single exon. Lineage: Eukaryota; Viridiplantae; Streptophyta; Magnoliopsida; Cucurbitales; Cucurbitaceae.
AUGGCCGCCAAGGUUUCUUUUCUUCUUCCAAUUUUCUUACUAGUUGCUAUCCUGACGGUCUCCUCCACGGCCACGACCCCGAGCUGGGUCCUAGGUGGAGCUCAUGCUCGUUGUCACGGAUCCAUGGCAGAGUGCAUGAAGGAAGAUAUUGAAUUUGAGAUGGACUCUGAGAUCAACAGACGCAUAUUAGCAGAUUUAAACUACAUAAGCUACGAUGCACUCAGGGCCAACUCAGUGCCAUGCUCACGCAAAGGAGCAUCUUACUACAACUGUCAGCCAGGUGCCGAGGCAAACCCCUAUGACCGUGGCUGUAAUGCUAUUUCUCGUUGUCGAAGCUAA